AGAAGAGGGAAAAAAGGCGUUUUUAUUUUAUUUUUUACUUCUUGUAUUCCGGCCAGAUGACCUGUUUGUGCGUGCGUAUGCGUGCCUCAAUUGAGAGUGCCCGAAACCCCUUUUUCUAUCACUUUACUUGCCUCAACUAUAAAAAUAAGAAUGAAAUUAUAAAACCCUGGGACACACAGCUUUUCUUAGUGUUUUGUUUCGUUUUCUUUUCAACUUGUUUUUAAAAAUACUUUAUUUUUUUCGACACUUUUUUCGUCUUUUUAUUUUUAUUUUUAUUUUUAUUUUUGCUGACACAGCUUGUUACACGUGUUUUCUGUUUUUAUCACCCUGCAGCUUUCUCGCUUUUGGGCAUA
Messenger RNA from Kickxella alabastrina, 353 nucleotides. RefSeq lists its product as uncharacterized. The transcript has a single exon. The record is from RefSeq and is a predicted model, not a curated record. The coding region runs from base 57 to 224 and encodes 55 amino acids. Lineage: Eukaryota; Fungi; Kickxellomycota; Kickxellomycetes; Kickxellales; Kickxellaceae.